Candidula unifasciata is the source of this 1698-nucleotide messenger RNA. The record is from the annotation of a GenBank genome assembly. Lineage: Eukaryota; Metazoa; Mollusca; Gastropoda; Stylommatophora; Geomitridae.
AUGAAGACCACAUGCCUGGUCUCUUUGGCGCUUUUAGCCGUUGCUAAUGCUGUGCCCGCGUCCGUAAACAGACAGGAUUCUUACGACAAUGGUUUCGACUCUUGCGCUGUGACUUGUAAAGGUGAAGGCAAGAAGUUUUCCUACACUCCGGCAACCACUUACAUCUAUGACUACACAGUGGACACAGAAACGUCUAUGGCCGGCGCUUCUGAAGAAUCGGCCAAACUUUCUAUUCAGGCACGUGCAGAAAUCCAGUCACUGGAUGGGUGCGACUUUGCUCUGUUGCUGAAAGAUGUCAGGGUGUCUCACACUGAUGCUUACACAAGUGGCUUGAGGCCUGCAGAUAGGGAGGAGGAGGUACAGAGAGCACUUGAAGGCUCAAACCUACACUUUUCAUUUGAUGAUGGUCUCAUCUCCUCAAUCUGCCCUGAAAGUGAGGAAAGUACCUGGGCCCUCAACUUCAAGCGUGGCUUGCUCACAGCUUUCCAAAACAGCAUGGAGAACUUGGACAAAGAUCACAAAGUCUCUGAGGUUGAUGUGAGUGGCAAGUGUGAGGCUGAGUUUACUGUGGCCCCGACUGUCUGGGGUUGGAAGAAGGAGACCAAAGUCACCAAGACCAAGAACUUGCUAGCAUGUUCCCAGAGAGAUGGCUAUCAGAGCAUGUACCAGACCGUACCCUACACUAUUGCCUCUGAGAUCCAGUCUUUGCCCAUCCUGAAGGGCACCCACAAAUGUGAUUACGUCAUUGGCGCCAGCAAGAUCCUUGAGUCUGCCUCCUGUGAGGAGACUCAUCUCUAUGUGCCUUUCUCCAACAGUGAGAGUGGCGGCAAGACCAGAGUCCAGCAGAAACUGUUGCUGAAGAGUCAGAGGCAGGGAGUGGAUGCAGUUAUAGGCCCUGUGAAAUUACGCUAUGAUCUUAUUUUUGACCAUGAUGACAUCAAAGAUCAGCUUCACAAUGGCCCUGAGGCUUUAGAGCAGAAGUUGAAAGAGAUUUGUGACCAGACCCAUGAUGAUAUCAGACCUGAGACACCGCGACUGUUCUCUGAGCUUGUGCAGAUAAUCAAAAUUCUAAACAAGCCAGAUCUGGAGAGAGCACACAAGCUGGUCAAAAACAAGAUGAUCUGUCCCAAGAAUGGCAGAACACUCAAAUUUUUCCUGGAUGCUCUACCAGCCGCUGAAACAGCUGGGGCAGUUUCUCUGAUGACAACACUGGUGACAGGUCAACAGGUUGAAGGAGCUCUGGCUAAAGCGUGGCUGGCUUCCCUUCCCUUGAUUCAGGGACCAACCUCCAGCAUGAUUGAAGAUGGCUUGAAACUUUUGCAAGAUCCAUCAUCAACUGAUGCACUUCUGCCUGUGACAGCUCUAGUCAACAGAUACUGUCAACGAGUCAGCAGUUGUGACAGUGAUUACUAUGUCAGUCAGAUCCUGUCAUUGCUGACAAGCAGAAUUCCUGACUACUGCAGUAUUGAUGACAAAAACUUGAAGAGUGUCCUUGUAACACUGAGAGCUAUGGGAAAUCUUGGGCACAGUGCACUGACCUCCUCCAUUGACAAAUGCUUAAGUUCCACGUCUGCUCCACUAGAUAUCAAGGUUGCAGCAGCUGAUGCCUACAGGCGGGUUCCCUGUGAUACGUCGCUUAACCAGAGAGAUGGUGUCCUGUGGACCGUCCUACAGGACACUACCCAGGACCAGAGCUAA